AUGGUGACUUCGGGGGGCUCUGGCGCUCGGUUCUUCGCGCACCUGCUGACACGCCCGCACCCGCGGUCGCCGUUUCGUGGCGUCCCACCUCCCGGGCCCGCGCCGCGCGUAGCCGCCCCGAGAGGGCCGUGGUGUCUGUCCGGCGGGAUGGCCCACUCGCCAGCCCGGAUGUCGCCCAGUUCAACCGCGGCAGCGAGGGGCGCAUCGCCGCCCUCGUCGCCCGUGGCUGUGCAGGCACGCUCGCCGCGCCUGGGGGCAGCGCAGGCCGUCGCUGGCGACGCACCUGCGGCGCCGAAGAUCCUCAGACUUGCCGCCGUCGGGGACGUGCACGGACAGUGGGAUGACGCGGACGAGACGGCGCUGGCGAGCCUGGGCGCGGACCUGGCGCUGUUUGUCGGCGAUUUCGGCGAAGAGAACGUGCCGCUCGUGCAGAAGAUCGCAGCCGUGGAUCACAGGAAGGCCGUCAUCUUGGGCAACCACGACGCGUGGUACACCGCGACCACCGGCGGCGUGGCCAGGCGCGAGCGCAGGCGCGCGCAGGGCGUCGCCGCGUUCGCGGAUCCGUCUGGCGGCAAGGACAGCGUCAAGCGACAGCUCGACGCGCUGGGCCGGUCGCACGUCGGGUACGGCGCGAUGCAGUGCAAGGACCUGGGGCUGACCGUGCUGGGCGGCCGGCCGUUCAGCCGCGGCGGCGGCCCCGCGGGCGGGCGGUGGGAGCAGGAGCGCGACUUCCUGGAGGCGACCUACGGGGUCCGGGACCACGACGCGUCCGCGAAGAAGAUGCUCACGACGUACCUCGAGCAGCCCCUCGACGCGCCCGUCGUGCUGCUCGCGCACAACGGGCCCUCGGGCAUGGGGACGAUGCACCACUCGAUAUGCGGGAAGGACUUCGAUCCGGACGGCGGGGACUGGGGCGACCCGGAUGCGGAGAUGCUGCUGGACAGGUUGGGGGAGUCGCCUGACCUCGGUCGCCGGUGGUGUCCGUUGAUGGUGUUCGGCCACAUGCACGGGACGCUGCAGAAGGGCCGCGGGGAGCGGCGGAUGGUCGAGAUCCACCGUGCGUCAGGCACAGUCCUGCUCAACACGGCGGUGGUCCCGCGGCACCGGAAGCCGCAGGACGUGUCGGAGUCGGCAGCCGCGGCAGUGGAGGCCACGGGCCGGGCGGAGGCGCUCGCGGGGUCCGUCCUCCGCAACUUCACGGUCGUCGAACUGCGCGACAGCGUCGUGACGAAGAUCGAGCAGGUAUGGGUCGCCGUGUGGGAGGCGCGGAGCGACGACGGCAACGGAGGCAGCGGCGGCGACGCGGGCGCCUCGGUGGUGGCGCGCGUGCCGCUGCUGAGCCUGCAAGGGGUGUCGCCGGGGCAGGCCACUGGCGAGCCGGCCAGGGGGCUACAGGCGGGGCCACGUGGGACGGCGGACUAUCACGUAUGGUGCUGCAACAACAGCGAGUGGGAGGUCACCACGGGGUCGGUUCCCGCGCACGUGGCGGCGCGAGCACCGCAGACCGCGUGA
This is a messenger RNA of Pedinophyceae sp. YPF-701, 1512 nucleotides long. The record is from the annotation of a GenBank genome assembly. NCBI's taxonomy places the organism in Eukaryota, Viridiplantae, Chlorophyta, Pedinophyceae.